UUUGAAGUGCCUUACAAUAGGAAUUGUCUCUCUUACUUUGAUGCUUGGUUAGAUUUUUCCCUAUAGAACAUAUAUCGAAAAAAGUUUAUAAAAAUUGUUUAAAAUGGACUGGGCUACUGAUCUUGAGAUCACUUCCAAAAAAUUGAUACCUCGCUUAGGUAGACGUGCAGGUCAAAACAACUUGCAGGAAGAGAAUAGAUCCGAUGAUGAUCUUCUCGAGAGUCCAAUUUCUUUAUCAUCUGGAAAGUCUAUGCCUAUGCAAAGACCGGUAGUUCCACCUCGUUCUAGGAAAACUGGCUGGGGCGAUGAACUGAAAAGUGGCAAAUCAAGGAUGAUGCCAAAUAUUAUUGAACAGGACCGUUUUCGAACUGUCGAGAAGGAAGAACAAGAAGAUGAUAUUCCUGUUAUACCAGAUUUAGAUGAAAUUCAGGAAGAUAAUAUUUCAUCCGACAUUGCAAGUGCUCCUACAAUCAAUGCAAAUAGAAUGACUGCUUAUGAGGAAUUGGAUACUGAUCUAGUGAAAAAUGCAGCAUUUACAUCAUUGGACGGUAUCAGCCUUUCUCUUCUUGCAGACAAACUGUACAAUGAAAAUUUGGUGAAGGAACCUGAUGAAGUUUGGAAUUGGAAUCUUCUUUUCACACAAAUUUCUUCUGAGAUUAAUAGCGAAGCGCAGGAAAAAAUUAAAAGUUGAAGCAAUGAAAAUUAUAAAUUAUUAGUGUUUUUCUACUUAAAAAUAAAAAAAUAAAGUUUUAUAUAUAAUAACAAAUAUUUUAGCUGCAUCCUUAAGUUUUUUUUUCAAUAUAUGUAAAGAUCCUAACUGUUCAACUACAUAAUUAUAACCUAAUUAUUACCCAACUCUUUAAAUAGAAAUCUAUAAAGACUUACAA
Messenger RNA from Cataglyphis hispanica, 887 nucleotides. It is a transcript of the gene IFT43, whose product is annotated as intraflagellar transport protein 43 homolog B. The coding region runs from base 104 to 691 and encodes 195 amino acids. Gene Ontology annotation, biological process: intraciliary retrograde transport. The transcript has 6 exons. NCBI's taxonomy places the organism in Eukaryota, Metazoa, Arthropoda, Insecta, Hymenoptera, Formicidae. Gene Ontology annotation, cellular component: cilium; intraciliary transport particle A. The record is from RefSeq and is a predicted model, not a curated record.